AUGGACAACGCGAAGUUGAAAUUAAUACUUUACACUAUAUUGGCUCUACAGUGCUUACCAAAUCGUCUAAUACACUUGUCGUAUGCUGCACGCAUACUCGGCUUCUUUGCGUCGGGCACCAAAUCACAUUUGCUCAUACACUGCAGCAUCGCAGAGGAGCUGGCACGCGCUGGACAUGAGGUUACUGUAAUUGGCAUUACCGAAAAUGUUUACCCGAAUUCUACAUAUAAGCAUGUACGACUACAACUCAGCGAUACUACGGAGCAGCAAACGAAAAUAUUGACGAACGUGGUGAAUGGACGUAUCUCCUUACUGAGUACCGUUAAAGUGCGUCUGCAUCAAUAUAUGAGUAGAGCGGAUGAGAUCAUGCGACAUCCGUGGAUGCGUGAGUUUUUGAGUAACAGUCGUGCAGGCGACUAUGAUUUGUUACUCUUCGGUUACGUUAUGAACGAGUUUCAGUUUGGUUUAGCUGCGCAUUUCCGUUGCCCCAUUGUCUUAUCGUGGAUGAUACAACCGGCUUUGCAAAUCAAUCGAUUUGUAGGAAAUCCACAGAUGUUGGCGUAUGUACCGUCUUUUGCCAGUGGUUUCAAACAGCCCAUGAAUUUUAUGGAGCGGGUGAAGAACUUUUUGAUGAUGCAAUUCGAACAAAACAUGGUUGUGCCCUAUAUGGAUUAUCAUACACAGAAGUUAUAUGAGUAA
Messenger RNA from Zeugodacus cucurbitae (melon fly), 699 nucleotides. Its product is annotated as 2-hydroxyacylsphingosine 1-beta-galactosyltransferase-like. The transcript has a single exon. The coding region runs from base 1 to 699 and encodes 232 amino acids. Gene Ontology annotation, molecular function: UDP-glycosyltransferase activity. The record is from RefSeq and is a predicted model, not a curated record. Lineage: Eukaryota; Metazoa; Arthropoda; Insecta; Diptera; Tephritidae.